Stereum hirsutum FP-91666 SS1 is the source of this 1881-nucleotide messenger RNA. Its product is annotated as general substrate transporter. Bases 1 to 1674 code for a protein of 557 amino acids. NCBI's taxonomy places the organism in Eukaryota, Fungi, Basidiomycota, Agaricomycetes, Russulales, Stereaceae. The transcript has 7 exons. Gene Ontology annotation, cellular component: membrane. Gene Ontology annotation, biological process: transmembrane transport. The record is from RefSeq and is a predicted model, not a curated record. Gene Ontology annotation, molecular function: myo-inositol:proton symporter activity.
AUGACAUAUUACGACCCGACCCGACCAGCACCGGCUAGAAGUGAAUCAGUAACAUCCUCAGACAAACCGACCGAACGACAACUGGAGGCCGCACUCGCAGACAAGACCGAGAAUGGAGAGAUCUCCGAGCUCACCGUCGUCGCUGAGGGCGAAGAGCGGGUGACAUGGUUCAUCUGGAUAUUGAUUGCGUGCAGCAGUAUCUCCGGUCUGCUGUUCGGUUAUGAUACGGGUGUGAUUUCGGGUGCGCUUGUGACUAUCAAUGGUGACCUUGGGCCAGCAGAGCUCGCGACAGGACAGAAGGAACUCAUCACUUCAGCAACGACACUUGGCGCCCUCCUCGGAGGCCUCGUCGCCGGUGUCCUCUCAGAUGUCAUCGGCCGUCGUCCCGUCAUGGCCCUCGCAGACAUCCUCUUCAUGGGCGGUGCAGUAGGUCAAGCCGUAUCCAAGACCGUCUGGGACAUGAUUGGCAACCGGUUCCUCAUCGGCUGGGGCGUCGGUAUUGCUGCCUGUAUCGCACCGAUGUACAUCCAGGAGCUCUCACCGACACGGUUGAGGGGACGGAUGGUGGUGAUCAAUGUGGUGGCGAUCACGUUGGGUCAGGUUAUUGCGUAUGGGAUUGAUGCGGGCUUUGCGAAUAUGAGUGGAGGUUGGAGAUGGAUGGUCGGGUUGGGAACCGUGCCAUCAGGAUUGCAGUUCAUCUGUUUGUGGUUCCUGCCAGAGUCGCCGCGAAUUCUGCUCAAGAGGGGGAAUGUUGAUGAGGCUCGCCGUGUCAUGGGGAAGAUCUACGCGCACGCAACCUCAGACCAAGUCGACCUCAAGGUCAAAGUCCUCCAAGCCGCCGUCAGCCAAUCCAUCGAAAUAUCAAACAACACCACCUUCUUCCAACGCUGCCGCUCCAUGCUCACCGACCCCGUCAACCGCCGCGCCGUCAUCAUCACCUGUGGCAUGCAAGCCUUCCAACAACUCUGCGGCUUCAACACCCUCAUGUACUACUCCGCCACGCUCUUCAAACAGAUCGGGUUCAACCAGCCUACGGCCGUCGGCCUCAUCGUCUCCGGGACGAAUUUCCUCUUUACGCUGUUUGCGCUGAAGUAUAUCGAUAUCAUUGGGAGGAGGAAGAUCAUGCUGUUUUCGGCGCCGGGGAUGGUGUUUGGUUUGACGUUGGCGGCUAUUGCGUUCUAUUAUAUGACGAAGGGGACGGGUGGACAGUUGAUCGAUGGGACGGAUUAUGCGCAUUCGUGGUCGAGUGUGAUCAUCUUCGCCAUGGUCUUCUACGUCGCGUCCUACGCCACCGGUCUCGGAAACGUCCCAUGGCAACAAGGCGAAUUCUUCUCCCUCGAAGUCCGCGGCAUAGGCACCUCCCUCGCCACCGCCAUAAACUGGUCCGCCAACCUGCUCAUCGGAUCGACCUACCUCUCCCUCAUGGACAAAAUCACCCCCGCCGGCGCCUUCGGGUUCUACGCAGGUCUCUGUUUACUAGGCUGCUUAUUUGUCGUGAUUUGUUUCCCAGAGACGGCGGAGCUGAGUUUGGAGGAGGUGAGGAUGGUGUUCAGGCAUGGGUUUGGGGUGAGGGCGAGUAUGCGGUUGAGGGAGGAGAAGAGGAUCGUUAGGUUGGGUGGGGUUGUUAGCAAGAAGGAGAAGGGAGAGAAGGAGAGUUUGGAGGAGAAGGUAUAGUGGUUGGUGGUCGUUUGGUUUGUUUUGUUAAGGAUGGUGGUGCGCUUUUUCUUUUUCUGGGCCUUUAAGGGUCUUGUGUGGGUAGGUUGACGGGAUGGGAUGAGAUGGGAUUUAUGGGUGUAAUGAGCUAACGACUCGUCAGUCAAUCAUAUGUACGAUAUCAUACCACGGUGCUGCUCUCAUGUUAUACGAUCUUAUUAAUGAAAC